AUGGCUGCUGACCCCAUUUCACAUGUAGGAAUUAUGUCUAUGACAAGUCUCAUGGCCUCCAGAACAGUUCGCCCGGAUCCCUUGGCCCAUUCUUAUGGCAGCCCAGACGUCUUUGGACGUUAUCACAAUCCUAACGGAGACACCAUUUUUCAGUUUCACGAGCGUCCCGAAGGGGAAUUUCGUGCACGUGCAGACAGCCAUUUUGCUUGGGCCGACUUCACUGUAUGCCCUCAAUGGUUUAUUGAUAGCCAAUGGCAUCUGCCGUUUGUUAAAGCGCGGCCACCUGAGGCUACCAUCAAGAACCACGAACUCAGUUUCUGCUGGUGGGAUCUUGGGGAUAACCAUUUUGUGGAGGCGAAAGGGUCUGCCUUCCGUGAUCUUGGAACUUUGCGUGAAGACAUCGCGGAUUCAUUGCGAAAUGAAGCUAGGAAACUUCAAUCGGCAUGUCAAGAGAUCAAGCAGCUGAAGGACUAUGGUUGUCUCUUCUACCUUGCCAACAAGACAGUCAAUGCCGCUCUUCAGCUCAAAUUCUGUACAUUUUCUAAAUUAUGA
Molecule: messenger RNA, 552 nt
Organism: Laccaria bicolor S238N-H82
Lineage: Eukaryota; Fungi; Basidiomycota; Agaricomycetes; Agaricales; Hydnangiaceae
Exons: 3
Coding region: 1-552 (183 amino acids)
Source: RefSeq, a predicted model, not a curated record